This is a messenger RNA of Dentiscutata heterogama, 120 nucleotides long. The record is from the annotation of a GenBank genome assembly. Lineage: Eukaryota; Fungi; Glomeromycota; Glomeromycetes; Diversisporales; Gigasporaceae.
AUGGGUUUUGAAUAUAGGAAUGAUAAGAAUUGUUGUGUUAUUAAAGAUGAUUUUGGUGUAGAGUAUUGGUAUAUAGGUGGAUUAAGCAUGAAUGAUGUAGUAUGUAAUGAUAAUAGUUAG